Molecule: messenger RNA, 893 nt
Organism: Protopolystoma xenopodis
Lineage: Eukaryota; Metazoa; Platyhelminthes; Monogenea; Polystomatidea; Polystomatidae
Source: the annotation of a GenBank genome assembly
AUGUGGACGCAUUCGACUCCUGCCUUUCAACUCGACCUGGUUUACUGGCUGAAUCUGGAGGUGUUCAGCAGCUUAGCGAUGUUCAUUCUGCAUCUGAGUCCGGACUAGCCUUCGCAACUGGCUCUUCGGCCGCAGCUGGUCGACAACCCUGGAUACCUAGAUACACUCUACGUGGACAUUUUGAUGCCAUUCGGGCUAUUUCAUUUCAUCCUACGGAACCUGCCGUAUUUUCGGCUUCGGAGGAUGGGUGUAUUAUGCUCUGGAGCCUCAACAAGGCUGGUGUUAAUGGCAGUGGUCAAGGAAAAUUGGCCCAUCGUGGCGUUACUGGACCCGGUCCAAGCUCCGAGAUCGAUCCUGCUUACGUGUACCGUGGUCACCGAGGUCCUGUCCUAUCUUUAGCUACGCCCUCUGUCGUCUCUAUGCAAGCGAUCACUUCUGGAGGUUUGCUUGACUCCACUAACGAUCCGCUUUCCCUUUCUGCCACACCUGCUCAGGCUACCGGGAACAAGAGUACUAUAGAUACUAGCCCAUCGCCUGGAGACGGUCUUCAUCUCGACGACGCUAUGCACCAGCCUGGCAGCCUAGGCUCAGGCAUCCCUGUCAUUUAUUCAGGUGGACUCGAUGGCACCAUUCGAUCCUGGUAUCUGUCCCCCAGUGUCACUGGAUAUUCCGGUUGUACGAACACUUCAGCCUCUAUUGCUGCUGCUGGAGUCGGGGCUUCGAGUGUCCUGGCUAAUGGUAGUGCAGCUAGCGGUUCAGCUGUUGUUGCCACCGCCACAGGUUCAAGUGGCGAGUCGGGGACUGGCAUUGACCUUUAUGCUAGAUAUCGAAAGGCAGCUGAUUCGGGUCCUGUUCUUCGAAGUAAGACUUAUUUGUUUUUGGCCUUUAUUUAA